UUACGAUCUGUGCAUGAACAUUUCUUUAGCCAGUGCAAGUGUGUAAACGGACCUUUCAGAGACAGCUGUUGUCGGCCGUGGCGCACCAUUUUUCAUCUCUAACAAUAUGGCAUCGAACACAACCCUUUGAUGCUGACCCCGCAAAAAUACAUCCAGGCUACAUAGCUUAAGACGCAAGACUUACGUGAAAAAAAUGCGAAAGACUAAAUUCCGAUUUCGUGUGUGUCUAUUCUACAGUUAGCACAAACAGUGGAUUAGCCUCUUGACUACAAACUAACAUCCUUUUGGAGAGUUUCUUUGCAGAAACGUGGGACCUAACACACCAAGUUCCAUUGUUGAUGUUUGAACAUCAUCGAAUUGCUCCAAUUGUCUGAGCCUGCGCAAACAUGGUGAACGUGCCACCGCUGGAGCUGUGACGUAUUCUACGACAGCACGUACGCUUUCUUCAGCUGGGUGAGACGCACACAGUAAUAAUGUUCGAAGUGGGGGAGAGAGAGAAAGGACGAUCAAGGAAUUCAAGAAGAGACGAACAUUGUCCACAUUGAAACAUUUCAAUUGGCAAAAGGAUGUUGAUCUAUCAAAGACACAGUCCGAGGUAGAAGGGUCUUGAAGCCCUCCCGAUGUCCUUCAUAAUCUCAUGGCCGAAAAGAAGCAGACAGUAAUGGUGCUUCGAGAGGACGGGGCCACUGCCCCGGCUGUGGCCCCAACUACCGCUGCUACGUCAUCAUUUUUUGUAGACCUUAAGCCAGGGCAGACUAUUGAAGGUGGCAAGGACCAGGGAGCUCUUGAUGCUAAUGGAGAAGCUAAUGUUGCUAUGAAACCAUCUCUAGCAUUGGUUGCAGCAAGUCCUUAUGCAGUCACCUCCACAUUAUCCUCAGACACAAACUCCAGCCACCAUCCAGAGAAUCUACCCGCAGAGGCCACAUCCAAGGGCAUCACAGUCACUCUGGAUAACAACAACAUGUGGAAUGAGUUCUUCCGCUGUAAGACGGAGAUGAUUCUAACCAAGCAAGGUAGACGGAUGUUUCCGUCUUGCCGCUAUCGGGUUUCUGGGAUGGAGCCCUUCCAGAGUUACCUCCUGAUCAUGGAUAUUACUCCCAUGGACAACCAUCGCUAUAAAUGGAGUGACCAUCGCUGGGAGCCGAAUGGAAAAUCAGAGGCUCACGUCUCAGGAAGGGUCUUCAUCCACCCGGAGUCCCCUGCUUCUGGUCACUACUGGAUGCAGAGUCCUGUGUCAUUUUACAAGCUCAAGCUUACCAAUAAUGUCAUGGACCAAGAGGGGCAUGUCAUAUUGCACUCUAUGCAUCGGUACCUGCCGCGGUUGCACGUGGUUCCUGCUGACAAGCGAACAGAUGUGAUCGACGUAAACGGGCCUGAUGUCAUGACCUUCAGUUUUCCACAAACAGAAUUUUUUGCUGGAACGGCUUAUCAGAACCUGAGUAUCACUCAACUCAAAAUUGAUUAUAACCCUUUUGCAAAGGGUUUUCGGGAAGAUGCUGCCAACGUGCGCAGCCUAAUGCCUAAGCUAGGAGCACCGAGUGUCUCAGUGGAAGGUGAAAAUAAGAAUAAUAAGGAGCUUGGGCCCAUUAAAAACAGUCUCAAAGCUUUGUUUGCCAAGAGGGUCCCUGUUGAAAAAAGCACUAAGGAGCAGGAUCAUCCAGCCACGAAGGAGGGUGAGGUUUACCGCAGAGAUGGUAACACCCAGCUGUCAGGAAUGACCGAGAAGGGUACUGUGAAGCGACGUCCAAGUACUUUGUCCGAGCUGUUUCAAGGGACACCGCUUAAACUGAAAAAGACAUCCCCUGAGACUAGCGGUCCCAAAACUGGCAAUGGCAGUGUGAACCCUGGGGGCAACCUAUCAUCACAAAAAUCAGCGCAAGAAGACGUACAGCCAAUGUCUGUUGUGAAGGAGGAGUUACCUGCAGAUGUGAAAUCCAUGGAGGAUUCUGAACAGACUCCUGAUGUUUCUAAUUCUCUUUGUGUCCAGAAAUCUCAAACACUUAAUUCAGAACCCACAAUUGGUCAAUCUUGUGGCACACAGGAAAAUGGGCAGAAGGUUCCUAGCAUUUCAUCAGAGGAAGGUGCCUCAGGGAUAACGCUCAGCGACUCUGAAGAACAAACCGAGAAUAAAUCGGUGCCACAAAAACGAGCAGGUGCUGUGGCCUUGCCCCUUCUUGCAUUGUUCUUUCAACAGCUCAAAUCAAAACCAAAAUCUGCCAAGAUCACUCCAAAACCUGAUGAUCCAGUAUUCCUUGAGAAGCCCAAAUCAAAACCUAAACCUGUCAAUACCGCCCCAAAACCUGAUGCUGCUGGGUCAACUUGGUUAUCAAAAGGCAAUACCUCACCUUCUACAAGUAUUCGUUUUAUACCUAAUUCCACAAACCCUUCAGAAUCAUGCACUCAAUUGGUUGACACCCAUACCUCAUCAACACUGUCUCCUGUCUCAUCUAAUAAAACUGUUGAAAACAUUGUUCUCAAUGCCCCAUCAGAAUGUUUGACGUCUCCUAAAACCGAUGACAUAGCCGCUAUGAAAACAUUCCCUGAAAUACAAACCUUAUGCAAACCACCGUCACCUGAGACGCGGAAAACACUACUGUCCACUACAGUACCCUCUAAAACUGACACAACGCCUGUUACCAAUGAAGCUAAACCCCAGUCUUUGACUGUAAAUUCAUCUGAAGACAUUGUCAACCAAUCUACAACCCUUGCCACACCAUCUGAAGCUGCUGCUUCUGACUCAGCACCUUGUUCACCAUCAUCCCUAGGCUUUUCACAUGGUAGCCCAGCGCCUUCAUCUGACCAAGAGCCUUCAGAUCCUCCUCCUAACAAACUGGAUAUUACCCAAGCCAGUGAACAAGCGGAGGGCAAUGAAUCGAGCGGUGGAACUGGUGUGGCUUCCCUCGUAAUCAACUCUAGCAACCAGCUGUCUGUGGGGAAAAAGUCCACGGGGAGACGCAAAAAAGGCAGAAAGAUCAAGCAACCUGAUGAGCCACUGUUGGUUGGUGGUCCUACUGAUGUCCGCAUGCAUCCCAACCUUGAAGAUGUGGAAGGUCAAUUGUUUGUCUCCUUCACUUCAAAGGAGGCUCUUGCAAUUCAUCUUGGAGACCAAGCUGAAGAAUCACCCCCAGCACCACAGAUAUUGUCUGAGGUUAUGGAAGAGCAGGUUGAAUCCCCUGAGAGCAUGGCUGAACGAAUCGCUUCAUUGGAGAAGGCCCUCCUUCAAGACUUAAAGGUCAUGAAACACAAACAGGUCAUCCACCCAGUCCUACAGGAAGUUGGACUGAAGUUGAAUAUACUUGAUCAGAUCUUAGCCAUAGAUCUGGUUUAUUUGGGUGUGGAACUGCCUAUUCCCCCUCCCUCUCCAUGUCUUGGUGAAGACUCAGGGGGUGUGUCGUCAUCACAACUCCAUUUUGUUUCAAGGACAGGAAAAACAACAGAUAUCACCAAAAUCAAAGGCUGGAGGAGUAAAUUUGUCACACCAGACCCCAAAGAACCACAGCCUGAAGGUGGUACCAGCGCAGAUGCGUCACUGAAGAACCGGUCAGCCUUCUGCAGUGACAUGCUGGAUGAGUACCUGGCCAGUGAGGGAAAGCUCAUUGAUGAACGUGCUGCCAGUUUCUCCGCAAGCUGCGUCACCCCUGUGGCGUACCAGAUGCCCACCAAAAGCAGCAGUUACGUGCGGACCCUGGACAGUGUCCUGAAGAAGAGGGGUUCCGCACCCACUCCCAAACCAGUCUCACCUGCUGCCCCUGUCUCCUCCAACUCUAUGUCUACCUCCCAAACCAAAAGGUCCAAGGUACCUCCCAAACCUAAAGAGCCCCAAAAGCUGGGCGCAAGCACGGCACGCAGGUCAUCCAGGACAGCCAAGGGAACCCCCACAACCGCACACCCAUCCCCAUCCAUCUCUGAAACUAAAGAUGCCCCUCUCCCCCCCAGCAAAAAAACAUCCUCCAAGGUCAAAAACACUACAAAGACCCCAUCCACCCUAAAAUCACCAACGUCAGAGACCCCGCCAGUCAAGGCUCCACUGAAGGGGGGCACUACUUCAGUCGCCCAGGCUGGUCGCAGUGUCUGUGGGCGCAGUGUGAACCUGCCUCCCGCCGUGGUGAAGCUGCUGGAGGUGGAGGACGGAGCGGUGUGGGAGGGGAAGGAGCGCACGUUUGUCACGGAGGAACGGGCCUCCAUCGCUCUAGCGGCGCUUGCCUCUAUAACGGGUGUUGUAGGGGAAAACUCUGCCUCUCUCCGGAUCAUUAAACGCCGAGCACCGCCCUGCCUCAGCACCCACUGCCGCCUGGGCUGUGUGUGCGCCAGCCUGGCCCAGGAGCGACGCCACAGCCACUGCGGAAAGCCAGAGUGCAUGCUGGGGUGCCACUGUCUGCGCCAUAAAGUGGUUCUUCUCAGGAAGCCCAAGAAAGAGGAGGUGAACGAGGAGAACUCUCCAUCAUCUCAAACCUUGACGGAGGAUGAGGAGAGCUCAAUCAAAACAAAAAGGAAGAAGAAGAAAAAGAAAAAAUCUGUGGCCUAUGUGCUCACAGACCCUCCAGUGACUCCAGAGCCAGCCACUCGUGUGAGAACACUUUGGAACCGUAAAGGUAUAGAGGCUGAUCAAGAUCAGCUGCACAUACCUACUCCAAUCCACCUUCCCUGCCCUCUACGUUAUGGUAUUCAACCAGAUUACGAGGAUAUGGAUGACAAUCUGUGUGAUGAGGGCACGAUGACAUGUGCACGUAUCCGGCCCUUUGAAGCCAAGUCCUCCAAUGAGCCCAGAAGAAAGGAAGAAAACAUCUCUGGGGAGUCGGCAGAUGACUGGACACUGGAGGCAGGGACCGAGAACAGACUGGAGUCAGAGGAGCAUAGUGAACAAGAGGAGAGUGGCCAGGGGGAGGAGCCAGAGCCUGGCGAGUACAUCCACGGCCCCUCCAAGCGCCUGGAGGUUGUGUCCGAAUGCAAGUGGGAGAGACGGACGGACCGCACGUACAUCAUGCGGGUGCUAUGCGAGCACAUGGACAAGGACCGCCUGAAGACGCCCUUCUGGAUUGGCAAAUACCGCAUCCAGCCCAUCUCGCAGAGCGUUGUAGAUGAGGGCCAGGGCCCCUGCGUCAACUACAAGGUGCUCAUCUCCCAGCCACAGCUAGGCUUACUGAAGGACAAGAUCCAGACUCAGCUGGAGACCAAGCCACCGGAGCCUCCCGCAACUAAAGCGGUGCCCAAACCGGAGCAACAGAGGCCAGUUGCCAAGGCCGAACCCAAGGCUGAGCCAAGGGCAGAACCAACGGCAAAGCACAGGAUGAUGGAGCUUUUGCCGAAACUAAGGCCAGAACAAGGCCUCCCCUUUCUGGCCGGUGUGCCUACAGCUGGUCUGCUUAUUGCCCAAUAUAAAGCUGGCGAAGACUUUCCUAUAACAGUGAAUGGAAAAUCAUACCCCAAAGCCAGACUACAGCUUGGUCAUAUGGGAGCCCUUCACCCAGCCAACAGGCUCGCUGCAUACAUCACAGGCCGACUGGACCCUGGGAAUCUACCCGGGCAUAGAAAAGCUCAAGCCCAAGCCCAGGCCACAAACACAGCUAGUGUCACAGUCACGACCCCUGCAAAUGUUGCUUCUGUUAAUACGACGACAUCAGCUCCUACGUCUUCAAAACCCACAGCAACCAAGCCCACUGUGGGAAACGUGUACACCCAGUUUGUGGUCAACCAGCUCUGCUCCCAGCAGCAGAAGCUGCCAUGUGUUCAAAAAAUAGUCUUGUCUUCCAACCCCGUGGUUGUGGUGGGCCAACAUGUUGCAGCCCAGAGCUCCCAAAAAGAACAGACAGGGGGCGCCAAAGGACCUGUCCUCGUCCCUCUGUCCCUAAGCAAACAGGCCCAACAGAAGGGCUCUGUUGGCACCGUGGUGUCCUCAGUCACCACACCUGUUACUACCACUUCCACUGCCACCUUCACUGCCUCUGGAGGCAGCUCAGAUGGGACGCCUCAACUUCACACAGUAGUGAAAAUCCGUCCUCACCCGAAUCUACUAGUGCCCACUUCACCUGCUAGAGCUGUGUCUCCAACAGCAACAGGACCCCGGAACGUUACGGCCCAGAACGUCAGCCGAGUCAUGCUCCAGCCGAUUCGGACCACCUCUGGGGAAACACUCUACCGUAACCCCAAUGGCCAGCUUGUUCAGCUUGUGCCUCUUAGCCAGCUGCGGAACAUCAAACCCAAUUUUGUGCUCAGAGGAGACCAGAAAGCUUUUGUGCGUUUACCAACUCCAGUUGUCCCUGGAGCUGCACCCAGAGGGCCCAUCACAAAUAUUAGUUCCUCAACUCCGACAAACACUUCAGGUGGUACAUAUAUCAUGACCACCGCGACCAGCUCCUCUUCCGUUACGCCUGUCUCAAGUAAAAAGCUAAUACCUACCAGUGCUGUGACCGCAGCGGGUUUAGCUACCAGCCCUUCCCCACCCAAAAUUGCCAAGAUGAUUUCCCUGUCUGGGUCCUCAUCCUUCAACAAAACAGUCUCGCCUAUGUUCAAAGCAGCUCCAGAGUUCUUAGGGAACAUUGGAACCCACACCAUGAGGAUCUUGCCAACCGGUCCUGGAACUCAAGGACCGUCACUGGCCCAGGGGGGAUCUAAAAUGGUUCCGGCCAGUGGAAGUUUCACUUUGCUUCAACCUCCGGGUACCAAGACACCCUCUGCAGCUCUUGGGCCAGAUAGCGUCUUAGCCACAGUAUCAGACAAACCUCCAUUGGUGUUGGUUGUAGACAAACCCAAAACAGUACUUGUGGUGGAAAAACCUGCCACAGAUCCUUUGCUGAGUAAACCUUCACCAGUUCCUGGUUUGGACAAACCUUCAGCAGUGUUGCUGGCAGAUAAAACCAAAGCAGUUUCUGCAAAAGACAAACCGACAACAGAUUCUGGACCUUCAGCUGCGUUGGAGAACUCUCCAGAAGUCCAGAAGCUGUCAGACAAACCUCCAGAGGUCCCAGCAGUCCCUGUUCUGGAAAAGCCCCUAACAACUGUAGUGCCGGAGGAACACUCAGCGUCUCCUGCUACAGACGAAUCUUCGGUCUUAACUUCAGGCGACAAGUCAACCACAGUCCUUUCCUCUGACGAUGCCCCGGGUGUCCCUUUGCAGGACAAAAGCUCGACUGUAGCCAUCCCUGUGUCAGAUAAACCAUCUAAAGACCCGGUGUUGGACAAGCCCCCUGCGGUACCGGUGUCAGAGGGUUCUACAGCUGUCUCUGUGCAGAACAAACAGGACAGCAGUGGCACAGAUGUCACAGCAGAGAGUUCUGUUUGCGCCCCGAUAGUUCUCUCUUCUAAACACAGCUCCUCCAGUGAUUCAAGUUUGACUAGCCCGGUAAAAGCUGAUCAGCUGAAGCCUACCAGUCCUCCCAAGGAUGCUUCACCUGAAGAUAGGAAUACCGCCUCAGCCGAAGCCUUGAAGGGAAACUCUGACACGUCAAAACCCUCUGCCAGUUCUGUUUCUCUCCCAAGCAGCCAUCCGCAGGCUGAUAAAACUGCGCCUGACGGUGAGCCCUUGCUCUUUAAGGAGAUGUUGGAUCUGACUCCUCUAAGCCCCUCUGUGGAUGGAUGUGAGGAAGAAGAAGAGACUGUAGACGUCGAUAGCGAUGACCAUGAGGAAGAGGAGUGCAUUGUUUUAACAGAUGGGAAGCCAAUGAUGGAGGAAGGAGAGAUCGGCUCAGAUGUUGAGGUCCUUGGAGACACUCUCCUCCUGACUGACGACUCCGAUGAGGACUCGGACUCAGAUGAUGAGUCUGUUUGCGUGAUCAGUGAUUCAGGAGAAACUGAAAUGAGUGAUGAUGAGGAUAACACUGUUGACAUCGAGACAGUGGAUGAGUCAACCAUGCCUGUUACUCGAACCAAAAAUAAAGUGAGACGGAGAAGUAUGGUCAAUUUGGAAAGGGCUCGAAGGCUUGAGGGCCACAAAAACAAUGAGAGACAGCGCCGCGAUGUCCUAAGGGACUGUUUCGGUACGAUUAAGGAGUUGCUGCAUCUCGAUGACCCCAAGGCAUCCAAACUCCGCGUUAUCAUGGAGGCCACAAAAGAAAUUCACCAUCUUGAAACCCAGGGAUUUUACUUGCAAAAUGAAAAAGAAGUGCUGACUAAGAAGCAGAAGGUGUACCUGAGGAAGAUCUCUCAGUCCUCAGGGAAGUCUGAGGAGAUGAUUCUGAAAAAGCUACAGGACAUCAGCAGUAGGCAGAAGAUAGUCGAACAACACAGAAAGAGGAAGCAACGCCUCACUGCAUCGUCACUACCGAAAGAGCUAUCGGUUCCUCCACCCGUCCCCAGCUCUGAAACCCCCUCCACCCCCUCUUCCUCCGUCACAGCAGGCCCUGUGCACGGUCCCCGUCCGAAACGUCAGCCUCCCCAACGGCCUGCCCCUCCCCCAACCCACCGGGUUCCUUUGGUACCGUUGCAGCCAGGGAAGCGGACUAAAAUGUUGCCCAACAUCCUCAGUAGGCGGUCUAGAGUUCCUCCAGCAGUACCCCUGCCAGUGCCUCCGCCAGUACCCCCGCCAGUACCACCACCAGUACCCCCGCCAGUACCCCCGCCAGUACCCACUCAGGUGUUCUCAGUCAUGAACCCUCUGUUGCCAGGCCAGCAGAUCAUCACACUGUCCAACCCCCUCCGCUCUCUGGUGCCCGUUGGCCCCCUUUCCAGCCUCCCAGGUCAUCAGUUGUCUACGCCAGGCGUUGCUGCUGUGAGCGUCAGAGUCGCCGCAGUGCCACGGGUCAUCCAGGUAGAGGGCGCUCAUUCCCUGGCUAGGGUGUUAUCUGACCAACCUUCAGAAGUGGACGGCCCAACAGCGAAUGCCAUCGGUCUACCCAAGAUAUUGAAGGUGGUGUCUCUGGCACCUCCUGUGGAGAACUCGGACACGAGUAGUAAUACCACAGCCCAGGAGAAGACGUCAACUGAUCCUGCUGUCGGCUCAUCCCUGGCCACAGUAAGCACACCACCCACUCAGAGUACAGACACACUAGAAGAGGGAGAGGUACCAGAUGGGCCGCUGACCGCAGUCAGGAAACUCAAGGCUCAGCUGAAGGCCUCGGCCGAACUAGGAGGGGAUGAAGAAGAGGAGAGGCAGGAGAAAGCCAAUGACGAGGCGACAAAAGAUGGAGGUGUUGACCCAACACUGAUGUCACUGCUCAAUGAGAUUGUGUUCCUGAACCAGCAGUUGAGCUCUGAUGGGUCCAAGCCAUCCACUCCUUGUCACGCCCCGCAACCAGAACCGGGAGAGGUCCUGGUGGAUCGUCCGGCAGCGCGUGUGGCACUGGACGAUGCCCGCUCCCCCAGCCCCUUGGUCCUCCGCCUGGAUGACGAGGAAGCUGAGACCUCAACCCCCACCAAGUCCACGUCAACUAACACACCAGAGACGGCAGCGAAUGAGCCUAGUGGAGCAGCAGUCGGAUCGGAACCAUCCGUGAAGUUGGUGCCCGCCUCCGGGUCCACCCCUCCACUCACACCUGAGACAAACGGACAGUCUCAACCGAUGGAGUCCAUCGCUGUCAAAGGCGAUGCCUUGGCCCCACCACCUCUACUGCAGAUGAAGGCAGGAAGCGUAGCGCCACCUGUGACCCCGUCGCCCAAAGAGAAGUUGUCAUGGCGACCAAUGCCCAAACUUGUUCCUUUGGGCUUGAAGGGCACACCACAGACGUCUCUAAGUCGGGGAACAGGCUCAUCUCCAUAGACUUUGUCCUUGUUUUUUUGUUUUGGUCGGUAAGCAAUCAGGGAUUCGAUCUUAAACUGAUGUAUAUUUGAGUUGAUAGUUUAGAGUUAAGAGAGACUCUCAUGUUGUGUCUGUGACUUUGCUUUAGUUUGGCUAGUUUUUUUAAACAAGUACUGCCUGAUGUGCCUAUAUGCUAUCCCAAAGAAGUCUUGUUGGUCUUUACUGCAGUAAUAUAUCCUAAAACAGGGAAAACAGGCAAAUCUUAAGAUAAGGAAAAGGUCAAACUUCAAAAUGUAUAGGAAAUACUUGAACCUGCUGCUUUUCUUUUUCGGUUUAGUUUAAAUCUAAAAAAAAAAACAGCUACUAUAUCAUUUUCGUUAGUUUUUCGGUUGUUUUUCCUCUUGUCGGGAAGAGGACAUGCAAUAGUAAAAAAAAAAAGAAGCCUACUGGAGACAUGAGAUGCUCAUACUAAAAUCGUUACGCCUCGGAGAUGGUGGCUGUUCGCAUACCACUUUCUUUGUCUUCUUUCUGAAUAGUCGUAACAGAUUUCUGUAGGUGUGGUGGGGUCCCUCUCCAUAUUGGAGCGGAGACUGUCUUUAAACCAUAAGCAUAGGAGAUAACUGUUAAGUGUUAAGCUAGUUCAAAGAAGAAUGUAAGGUUGGUGGACUGAUUUAGCCUCUGGUGUGGAUCACUGCUCUCCUUCCAGGGUUGGAAGUGACUGUUGUGGUGCCCCUUUGGACUUGAAAAAACAACUGUAGGGGGAGGCUGAAAUAGUUGACCUUUUGUAUGGACAUUUGUUUGUGCAAUGAAAUGUGAAGCGUUAAGACACGCCUAUCUCUUGACACUAAACACAAUCUUUUAUCAUGGUUGUGAGAAACAAAACUAUUAGGCCUUUGAAGAUGGCGACAAUAUUUUAACUGUAAUAAUGCAAUAAUAGUUGUUUUUUUUUUUUUUAGGUUUUUUUUUUAGGUAUAACGUCAUGCCUUUUGUGCUUGUUGAUCUCUUUACACUUAAGUUGCUGGCUCAGAGAGGUGUGGAUUGUCACUCUCAAUGUUUUGGACCGCUGGGGUUUGCGUGUACUAUUUCAAGUUCGCCACUUAGCAUAGGAUUUUAGUCAAGCAAUCUAUCUCUAUAACUGGUUGGUUGAAUUGUCUGUCCUUUCUUUGCUGCCUACUUGGGUAUUAUUGGAAUAUUGUACAAAAUAAUGCACACCUAAAAGUCAUAGGAGCACCAUUUCAAUUUUUCCCCUCACACCCAUACAUUCCCAAAACCAACUGGAGCACAUCAAUACAGUGUGGACUAUUGUAGUUUCACUACAGGACAAAUUCCUUAUGCAAGUCUUUUGUUCAGUUUUCACAGUCCUCAGUUACUACAAACUACAAAGUGCAUUUCUGUGUGUAAAUAUCCAGAGAAGUAUGUUACUGUGAAUACUGCAAGAAGAUUUAGCGUGUACAUUUAGUCAGUUUUUCUAUGUUUAUUGCGUACAAUAAUAACUAUGUAGGUUUCCUCUAUGAAUAAGCCUGAUAUGUCCAGUGUAUAUAAUGUUUGUUUAUACUAAGGAAAAAAAAAAAGACUUUCAUCUGUAAAUGAACAUGGUUGUGUGCUGGUUUUUGUAAGGAGCAUGAGAAUAUUUUUGUAAGAUGUCCAUAUGUAGACAGUGUUACACUGACAGACAGAACCUAAACAAGAACAGAAGUGUCCUUGAUGAGUAAAUAAAGGUGUAUGUUUAACUUGGA
Molecule: messenger RNA, 11406 nt
Organism: Clupea harengus (Atlantic herring)
Lineage: Eukaryota; Metazoa; Chordata; Actinopteri; Clupeiformes; Clupeidae
Gene: mgaa
Product: MAX dimerization protein MGA a
Biological process (GO): positive regulation of DNA-templated transcription; regulation of transcription by RNA polymerase II; cell fate specification
Cellular component (GO): nucleus; chromatin
Molecular function (GO): DNA-binding transcription factor activity, RNA polymerase II-specific; protein dimerization activity; RNA polymerase II cis-regulatory region sequence-specific DNA binding
Source: RefSeq, a predicted model, not a curated record